Ilex paraguariensis (yerba mate) is the source of this 450-nucleotide messenger RNA. Lineage: Eukaryota; Viridiplantae; Streptophyta; Magnoliopsida; Aquifoliales; Aquifoliaceae. The record is from the annotation of a GenBank genome assembly.
AUGAAGCUUAUGGAUAUCGACAGUGAGCACCUUGGAAUUCCAGAGGCAGAGUACCAUGCUAUUGUUCGGAUGCCUUCUUCUGAAUUUGCAAGAAUUUGUAAAGAUCUCAGCAGUAUUGGUGAUACAGUUGUGAUCUCUGUGACAAAGGAAGGAGUCAAGUUCUCAACAAGAGGUGAUAUUGGAACUGCAAAUGUUGUUUGCCGUCAAAAUACCACAGUUGACAAGCCGGAGGAAGCUACAGUUAUAGAGAUGAAUGAACCAGUGUCAUUGACAUUUGCACUGAGAUACAUGAACUCCUUCACCAAGGCAACUCCACUGUCAAACACCGUUACAAUCAGCUUGUCUUCUGACCUUCCUGUUGUGGUUGAGUACAAGAUUGCUGAAAUGGGUUAUAUCAGAUUCUAUUUGGCUCCCAAGAUUGAAGAGGAUGAUGAGGAGACAAAGCCUUAA